UUCUUCUUCUUCUUCUUCUUCUCUCAAACUCUCAUACUUGGAUUCACAAUCAUAAAAUCGAAAUCAAAGAUAGAGAGAGAGAGAGAGAUGGGUUUACAAAACCAGUUAAACGACGUGUCGUCGGAUUCGAUUCCGUUACUGGUGUUGAUGCACAUCGCCACAUGCGUCAACUAUCUCCGUUCUAUGCUCCUCGCUCUCUUCCAAUCCCUCGGUCUCUCUAGACUCCACACCGAUCAGAUCGUCGACGACCACUUCCUCGCCGCCGUCGGAUCGGGUCUCGCUGGACUCAUCAUGCUCUCCGAUCAACUCACUCUCAAUAACCAGUUUUACUACACAUACGAAGAUGCCGCUUCAUCAGAAAACCACCGGUGUGUGUUUUGUCAAGCCACCUUCGAAAACGGCGACCACGUUCGUAUGCUUCCCUGCCGCCACGUCUUCCACCGCCACUGUCUCAACGGUUGGUUUCACCGGUACAAGUUCAAUUGCCCCUUAUGCCGCUCUCCACUUUUCUCCGAUGAGCGCGUGGCUCUCACUGAACGCCGCGUAGGUCGACAACUCAUCUCAUGGUUCUCCCUUCGCUGAUGCGUCGCCGUUUCAUCUCACUCCAUUAUCGUUAAAUCCCAAUUUUACCCCUUCACUUUUUUUACAGGGUAGUGUGGUUUUCAUUUUUUCCCCCACUGUUUGUUGUCUAAUAUUAGGUUUCUUUUUUCAUAGGAUAAUAGGCUAAAUUUUCCAUUUUAUUUUAUUUUAUUUUUAAUCUGAUGGUAUUUUUUGAAGGGCUCUCUGCUGUUUGAGAUAUCCCUUUUAGGACUGCUGUAAAUUUUGGACUCCUUUGUGUUUAUGGUUAAUAACUGGAGACGUUACCAAGUUUAUGCAAAAAUUUCCAUAGUUUUCGACUCCUUUA
This is a messenger RNA of Cicer arietinum (chickpea), 904 nucleotides long. RefSeq names its product E3 ubiquitin-protein ligase RHA2A. Lineage: Eukaryota; Viridiplantae; Streptophyta; Magnoliopsida; Fabales; Fabaceae. The record is from RefSeq and is a predicted model, not a curated record.